AUGGUUUGCCCGCGCUAUGACGUUGUUUGUGGACCUCUUCCGUCCUUCCCAAAUGGGCGAUGGGUCAGCAAUGGAACAACAUUUGGACAUACAGCCAUAUUGGAAUGUGAUGAGGGGACAGAGUCUGUGGGUAGCACAAAUGUCCAAUGUGGGGUCACUGGAACGUGGGGAAUCAGUACACAAACUUGUACUUCCAUUGAUUGCGGACAUUUACCUUCGGUGACACACGGUCAUUGGGUUAGCAAUAAAACAUUAUUUGGACAAACAGCUGAACUGGUGUGCGAGGAAGGGAGACAAUCAGAUGGUGUUUCGAACGUCACGUGUGGACUUAGUGGGGAAUGGAAUAUCAGCUCUCUUACAUGUAAUCUGGUCGACUGUGGACCCCCACAUCAGGUGGCCAAUGGGCUGUGGACUGGCGGAGAGUACACAUAUGGCUCCUUAUUACAUCUGCAAUGUAACACCGGGACUACUCUUAUAGGAAAUGGCACGGUCAACUGCACGGCUAACGGACAGUGGUCAAGAAUCGGGCAAAGAUGUUUUGAAGUUGAUUGUGGACAGUUGCCGCCGGUGACCUAUGGACAGUGGAUUAGUAGCGGAACAACAUUUGGCCAUAUAGCCUUUCUACAGUGCGAAGAAGACAGAAAACCCAGUGGUGUUUCGAAUGUCACGUGUGGACUUAGUGGAGAAUGGAAUAUCAGUUCACUCACGUGUGAUCUGGUCGACUGUGGACCCCCACAUCAGGUGGCCAAUGGGCUGUGGACUGGCGGAGAGUACACAUAUGGCUCCUUAUUACAUCUGCAAUGUAACACCGGGACUACUCUUAUAGGAAAUGGCACGGUCAACUGCACGGCUAACGGACAGUGGUCAAGCAUCGGGCAAAGAUGUUUUGAAGUUGAUUGUGGACAGUUGCCGCCGGUAACCUAUGGACAGUGGAUUAGUAGCGGAACAACAUUUGGCCAUAUAGCCUUUCUACAGUGCGAAGAAGACAGAAAACCCAGUGGUGUUUCGAAUGUCACGUGUGGACGUAGUGGAGAAUGGAAUAUCAGUUCACUCACGUGUGAUCUGGUUGACUGUGGACCCCCACAUCGGGUGGCCAAUGGGCUGUGGACUGGCGGAGAGUACACAUAUGGCUCCUUAUUACAUCUGCAGUGUAACAACAGGACUACUCUUAUAGGAAAUGGCACGGUCAACUGCACGGCUAACGGACAGUGGUCAAGCCUCGGGCAAAGAUGUGAUGUUGUAAGAAAAACAGAAAGCUCAAGUAGUUCCUUGCCGAAGGCGGCAUUAGGCGGGGUCAUUGGAGCAACAAGUGCCAUUUCUACAAUGAUCGUCAUAGUAAUCAUCAUGUGGCGUCGCAGAAAAAGUUCAUCCUCUUCUCCCAUCACGUGUGGCAAUACUAUGAAAAUAAACACUAGUAGCAUGUAGAAUAAUAUAGCACUGAGACAGUGAUAAACACAGUAGAAUAAUGAACUUCUUUUUUCCGUACUUUAAUAAAUCGCGUUGAAUGUAAAUGAAACGUCAUUCCAUGUAAUUGUAAUUAGAUAUGUGACAUUAAUACGUAAAGGAAAAGCAUUACCUGAUUGUUUCAAGAGAGUUUAAUAAGUUUAAUAAUUGUGUGUCAUUCUCCGUAGUUUUUGGUCUUCAUUGAGGAAUAUGGAGAAGAAUUAAAUAAAGCAAUCAAUGGGAUUUGACUAUUUGUUUGAGAAGAAGCGACAAAAUUACAAAAAAAAGGUUAAAAAUGUUUUUCAUUAGAAAAUGUGAGUUAUCAUGGAAAAGAGCUCGAGGAUCAGUGGAUUCGAUCAUACCAAAAAUAUCUGGUUUGUACUUAUAUAUCUGUAUAAUGCAAACAUAGAAAAUACACCCAUAUACAUCCAUGAUUUAAUAUGGUAUACGAAUAUUUUAUAUUCAGCAAAAUCUGAAUGAAUUGUGUCCCUCGAAAAUUUAAAAAAAAAAACACACAAAAAAAAAACAUUCAUAUUAUAAGAAAGUAAAGGGUUCAUAAGGUAUUGCCUAUCUGGUUCAAUAUU
Molecule: messenger RNA, 2027 nt
Organism: Pecten maximus
Lineage: Eukaryota; Metazoa; Mollusca; Bivalvia; Pectinida; Pectinidae
Product: sushi, von Willebrand factor type A, EGF and pentraxin domain-containing protein 1-like
Exons: 9
Coding region: 1-1425 (474 amino acids)
Source: RefSeq, a predicted model, not a curated record